AUGCCUUCCAACACCAACAAGCCCAAGACCUUCUACCCGGGCGGUGGUCUUCAUCACAGCGUCGCCGCGACCUUCGGAUUCGGCCAUCGCGAGCAAAUUGACCUCGAGCGCCGCACCAUCGUCAGGAGGUCCGCUACGCGCAGCAAGCGAACUCAUCCUCCUGCUUCCAACGCAGCUGGUACGUCUGCGCCCGCUCCGCCCACUCCACCUCCCGAGGCGCCCGCUGCGCCGGCUGAGCCCACUGAGCCCGCCGCCAACCCACCAGAGCCGCAGCCCGCUCCCCCGGCCGCCGAAGAGCCUGUGACUGCUGCCACGGCUGGCGCUCCCGCCCCCACUCCCGCCGCAGUCGCCUUCUCUCCCGAUGAGGAGGAGACGAUCCGCCAUCUGCGCAAUGCGGGAAUCAGCUACCGCACCAUCGCCCACGAGCUGAACCGCACGGAGGAGGAAGUUCGCGCGCGCCACAUGGCGCUAAGCGGCGAGAGGCCCAAAGGAGGCCUUCCUUUGAGGAUGGGCCCAAUCCUCCCUCUUAACGUCUCGCAGGGCGCGCAACCCCCCGCAGCCCCCGAAGCUCCCCACGACGCGCAGGCUCCGCAGCAGCCACCUCCCUCAAGACGCGCAGUCCAGCCAGGACACCCAGCGCGCCACCAACAGCGUCGGCCCAGAGACGAGCGCACAAUCGUCCUCCAGCCGGACCACCUGUUCGACGAGGAAGAACUCGUGCUCCUCGCCCGCAUCGUCCACGAUGAUGCCGCUGACCACUGGCAGCGCAUCGCGUCCCGCUUCUUCGACCGCACGGGUCGCCGCGUCCACCCGCGCGAUAUCGAGAAGAAGAUGAGUGGGGAUGUGGACGCUCAGGAGCCGUCGCGCGGUAGGCAGUUCCUUGUGCUAGAUGCUACUGGUUUGCGGCGCCUGCUAACGGAUCAUCAGGACGACGACGUGCUUGAGUCGGUGGGUGAUGAGCGUGCUGGUGAGAAUCAGAGACGCAGCAGUCGUGUUGAUGGUGGUGAAGGAGGUUUCGGUAUGGGGGACUUGAGCAGGAGGGUCGGCGAAAUUUCCGACCGGAUCUGGGCUGAGCGCAACGCCUAUCACAACUACGGCCGCGAGGAGGACUGCGACAGCGACGUCUGGACGUGUUCGCGCACUGUCAGCCAAUCCUCCGACGAGUCGUCAAGUUGGUCCAGUCGGUACGCCAUGACCGACUUCUCCGAGGACAGUGAGACGACCAGCAGUCAAAGCACCGAUGACACACUCAGGCCUGCACAACUAUACCCUAUAUACCACCGUAGGUCCCGUCUACCCCUACGGACUGGCGAUAGCGAGUCGACUGUCACUCAAAACACCUACAAGACAACAAGGCUGGAGCAGAAUCACCCUAUAUACCACCACCGUAGGUCCCGUCUGCCCCUACGGACUCGCAGGUAUACUACGUCCAACACUACUUACUCUACCGACUACACUGAUUAUACUGGCAGCACUUCCUAUACUGACGACUCUGACUCUGACACCGAUAACUACUCAAGCACGACAGACACAACCUACCAAACCGCCACUGAUCGUGCCUCCUCCCCCACCUCCUCCGACACAACAUUCCGCACCGCCCUCGCACCUCCCCCAUCACCCACUCCAUCCGACACGACAUUCCAAACAGCCCCCACUCACACAAGCACCAACAACGAGACCACAGGCACCAAGUCUCACCGCCACCGCCGCACCUACACCUCAUCUACCACAUCGACAUCAACGACCACAGCAGAAGCAGACACAGAGCCACACCGCCGGCGCAAGUACCGUAAGCGCCACAGCACUAGCACCACCAACAACUACUAUAACACCACUAACAAUUAUAACAAUUACUAUAACACCUCUGCCCCUGCCCCUGCCCCAACAGCAGAGCGUCGCCCCAACACGAACGACAGCAGCGCCCAUGACAGCGCCCAUGACAGCGACCGCGAGCGCAAGUCCAAGCACAGGCGCCGGCGCAGCAGCUGCGAGAAACGCCGACAUCGGUGAGCUGGUGUGAUGGUGUGGUGUGAUAGGACCAGGGUUGGUGAUAAUGAUGGCUGUGGUGGUGGAUCGUGGAUGGUGCAUUACAGGCCGGUGGACUUGACUAGUUAUGUUUUCCUCUUUUCAGUAUUCCGUCUUUCUAUUUCGGUAUUUCGUCUCUCCAUCUCACUCCGCCUCCGCGCGCAGGCAGCAGCUCACGCAGCGUGUCACACCAAGUAUUGAUAGAUACAUAACCUCAAGAAACAAACAGACUCAGACUCAGAUACAGAUGGAAAAGACAGAUGGAAAAGACAGAUGGAAAAGACAGAUGGAAAAGACAGACGGUAAAGACAUAGAGGGUAAACACACAGGCGGAAAAGACAUGUGCAGGGUUAUGAGUACAAUACAGUACAGUACAGUACAGUAAAUGCGGCGGCGGGACUGAGAACGAAG
Molecule: messenger RNA, 2436 nt
Organism: Aplosporella prunicola CBS 121167
Lineage: Eukaryota; Fungi; Ascomycota; Dothideomycetes; Botryosphaeriales; Aplosporellaceae
Exons: 2
Coding region: 1-2010 (669 amino acids)
Source: RefSeq, a predicted model, not a curated record